GAAUCGAUCUGUGUUUUGUGCGCAGGUUGCGAUGACGGGAGGACUCGAAGCCCGGCCAAGCAAGAAGCGGCGGCAGUCCGGCGCCGGCCUGGCGGAAUUUGCCACGCGAAUCACCAAGCACCUCGCCGACGCGAGCCCUCGCGGCAACAUGGUCUUCUCGCCGCUGUCCAUCUACGCCGCGGUCGCGCUGCUGGCGCCCGGCGCCCGAGAGGACACCCUGGACGAGAUCCUCCGCCUCCUCGGCGUCCGUUCCCGCGACGAGCUCGAGGAUCUCAUCUCGCGCGUGGCGGCGGACGCGCUCAAGGACCAGUCGGGGUCUGGCGGGCCGAGCGUGGCGUUCGCGUGCGGCGUGUGGAACGACAAGGCGCGGCCGCUCAAGACGGCGUACCGCGAGACCCUCGUCGGCACAUACAAGGCGAAGUCACGCGCCGUCGACUUUCGGGGAAACGCGGGGAAAGCGGCUCAGCAGAUCAACGCCUGGGUCGCGCGGGUCACCGGAAACCUUAUCACCGCCGUCGUCUCGCCGAAAUCCUUCUGCCCGGCGACGGACGUCGUGCUAUUUUUAUACUUCAAAGGAAAAUGGGUCAUGCCGUUCUACGAGAGGAUGACCAAGGACAGGCAGUUCCACAGGCUCGACGGCACCACCGUUGACGCCCCCUUCAUGCGCAACUCCGGCCGUCACUUCAUCGCCGUGUACGAUGGGUUCAAGGUCCUCAAGCUGCGGUACGAGAUGCCACGAGCCAAACCGUUGCGCUGGACGACCAACUUCAAAAAAACCACGCCACGGUACUCGAUGUGCAUCUUCCUCCCUGAUGCGUACGACGGCCUCCAGGGCCUCGUUGAGGAGAUAACCUCCCGCCCGACCUUCUUGCAUGAUCACCUGCCGACGAGCCAGGUCAAGGUCGGCGAAUUCGGGGUUCCCAAGUUCAAGCUUUCUUUCCAGAGCAGUGUCACGCAAACUCUCAAACACCUAGGGCUACUGUUGCCGUUCGGCAUGGGUGCUGACCUGUCAGACAUGGUGGAGGACGACGGCUCCGGCACACCUCUGGUUGUGAAUGACGUUUUUCAUAAGGCUGUCAUUGAGGUAAACGAGCAAGGGACUGAAGCUGCAGCUGUCACCACGACGAAAAUAUAUGGAUCAGCGAUGCCGCGGCCGACGCCAACGACGGAUUUCGUCGCCGAUCAUCCCUUCGCGUAUUUCAUACUCGAAGAGGCGUCAGGUGCAAUCAUCUUCGCAGGGCAUGUCGUCGACCCUAGCAGUGGCGGAGACAGCCAUGUGCGGAUUGGACGACCGAGAAAGGGGGAGCAGGCAAGCCGGAUCCGGGAAAAAGAGGAUCGAUCUUUGUUUUCUGCGGGGGCUGCGAUGACGGGGGGAUUCCAAGCCGGGUCGUCAAGCAAGAAGCCGCGGCCGCCCGGCUCCGGCCUGGCGGAACUUGCCGCGCGACUCACCAAGCGCCUCACCGGCGCGAGCCCGUGCAUCAACCUGGUCUUCUCGCCCCUUUCCAUCUAUGCCGCGGUCGCGCUGCUGGCGCUGAGCGCCCGAGGGGAAACCCUAGAUGAGAUCCUCCGCCUCGUUGGCGCCCGUUCCCGCGACGAGCUCGAGGAUCACAUCUCACACGUGGCUGAGGACGCGCUAGAGGACCUGUCGGACUAUGGCGGGCCGAGAGUGGCCUCCGCGUGCGGCGUGUGGAAUGACAUGGCGCGGCCGCUGAGGACGGCGUACCAUGAGACCGUCGUCAGCAAGUACAAGGCGGAGUCACACGCCCUGGACUUCCGGGGAAACGCGGGGAAAGCAGCCAAGGAGAUCAACGCCUGGGUCGCGCGGGUCACUAAGGGCGUGUUUGACUUCCCUGGGACACCGGACGUCGAGGAUAUUGAUGGCCCUGACAAGCCCGCUGCGAAGCCCUUCAACAAGCCAUUUGACCCCGUCCAUGAUAGGAAGAGGAAGAAAGGAGGCUUGAUGGAGGAGCAGAUCAAUGUCUUUUGCAGCAUGACUGAGGCGGUGAAGGAGGCUAGGUUGAGAAGGGUAUGCAAUGCGACUACUGUUACAAACUGGAACCAAACACGUCCUAAAAACCGUAUCAGGGACGUCGUUACGCCGGGAUUCUUUGGCCCGGAGACAUACGUCGUGCUCGCAAACGCCAUAUACUUCAAAGGCAAAUGGGUGCACCCGUUCAACAAGAGGAAGACCAUGAAAAGGCCGUUCCAAAGGCUCAAUGAAACCACCGUCGAUAAGCACUUCAUGUGCAACUCCACCCGUCACUUCAUCGGCGUGUACGACGGGUUCAAGGUCCUCAGGCUGCCGUACAAGAUGCCACGAUACCAUGUGCCGGCCAACGCAGAAACACCCACGCCUCAGUGCUCGAUGUGCAUCUUCCUUCCGGAUGCGUACGAUGGCCUCCAAGGCCUCGUUGAGGAGAUAACCUCCUGCCCGACCUUCCUGCACGAGCACUUGCCGACGAGACAGGUCAGGGUCGGCGAAUUCGGGGUUCCCAAGUUCAAGCUUUCUUCCCAGAUCGAUGUCACCCAAACUCUCAAACACCUGGGGCUCCUGUUGCCAUUCGACAUGGGUGCUGACCUGUUGGACAUGGUGGAAGACCACGGCUCCGGCUUGCCUCUGCUCGUGAAUGACAUUUUCCAUAAGGCUACCAUUGAGGUAAACGAGCAAGGGACCGAAGCUGCUGCUGCCACCAGGAACCGCGGGCUUCUUGGAUGUCCGAUGCUGCUGCCGAAGGUCGACUUCCUCGCCGACCAUCCUUUCGCUUAUUUCAUAGUCGAAGAGGCUUCAGGUGCAAUCAUCUUCGCAGGGCAUGUCGUGGACCCUAGCAGUGGCAGAGAAAGCCAGGUGCGGAUUGGACAACCCUAUAGGAUGAAAAUUAGUGAGCCGUGA
Messenger RNA from Triticum aestivum (bread wheat), 2890 nucleotides. RefSeq lists its product as uncharacterized. The transcript is spliced from 5 exons. Bases 32 to 2890 code for a protein of 952 amino acids. Gene Ontology annotation, molecular function: serine-type endopeptidase inhibitor activity. NCBI's taxonomy places the organism in Eukaryota, Viridiplantae, Streptophyta, Magnoliopsida, Poales, Poaceae. The record is from RefSeq and is a predicted model, not a curated record.